AUGCUCAAGGAUGCGGACGCUAUCGACGAGUGGUGGCGUAAAGCCUCGUCUAGUUCCCAGUUCCGCGACUUGAAGAGGAUCAGUCAAUGCUACUACGUGCAUGAUCACGAUCCGUCGGUAAAGCAGCAAGACUGCAGGACUUACUGGAUAGGUAAUUCACUUGGAUAUAUCAUCCCCGCAAAGACGAUAUGGCAGUUCAGAGACAUAAAUUCAUCACACUUGCGCCCAGUCAUCCCCCCACAGGAUGAAAAAGAGUACUCCGACAACAUCAUCUUAACCAACAGCUUCUUUGUCCGGUCGAGAGCGGACCCUCGUGACUUUUGGCACAUCCCUCGUAGAGGGAGCGACGCCAACGUAUUACUCGUCUCUCGCGCGAAUCGCACCCGGUUUCGUAUAACGGCAACGUACGCGCCGGAGCCGCUCAAUGGCGGACCCACCAUCAUGAUUGGAUCCGACGCAAUCGAGAUCGCCGAGGCGAGAACAGGCAGGCUGGUAGGGAUUACUGCAGAAGGGUGUCUUGCGCUCUUGGGGUCUGCGGCAGCGACGGUCGAGCUGAUAGUGGAGGAGCGUGGGGAAGAUGUGGCUGGGAAGACUGACACCAAUGGUGGCACGACGCAGAUCUUCUUCAGAGACUUCAAGUCCAAGUUUUCUGUUGUCCCAGACGACGACGAUGAACGGAGGCUGCUUGAGCUUGGUGACGGGGAAGAAUGGGAGCUAGUUUAA
Coniophora puteana RWD-64-598 SS2 is the source of this 723-nucleotide messenger RNA. RefSeq lists its product as uncharacterized. The transcript is spliced from 2 exons. The record is from RefSeq and is a predicted model, not a curated record. Lineage: Eukaryota; Fungi; Basidiomycota; Agaricomycetes; Boletales; Coniophoraceae. The coding region runs from base 1 to 723 and encodes 240 amino acids.